ACUUUCGUUUUCUAUUUUAAGACAGACGGACUACUUUUUCGUGGUAUUAUCGGCUGGCCGGGCAUAUGUGUAGUAAAAGGAAACUAUGCGAAAUCGAAACUAUAUAUAGGUUUGCACAGUGCUGUAUCAAAGAGUUAGUAGAAGGGACCAGGAGUGAUGGCGUCAGGUUUCUCUAAUGAUCAGAACAUGAAGAUGAAAGGUACUCUGAGGAUAUCAUGUGAAUGUAGUAAAGGAUCAGUGGAACAUCUUAAAUGGUUAAAGAAAAAUAGUAAGGAGGAAAUCCAAUUAGACGGUCAGACUACCACAUGUGAUAACGGACAAGAACUUGAGUUAGCAGACGUUACGUUAGAUGAUGAGGACAAAUACGCUUGUACGUUAGGUGAUACUAAGAUUGAGUUCUCUGUUAAGGCUGAAGUGUCGGGUGUCAGACGUAUAAAAGAACUCGAAGACAAGACAGUGAGGGAAAGCCAGGACCUAACUUUAAAUUGCCAAUACGAAAUGGAAGACGGUCUGGCAGUUUUGUAUAAAUAUGACCGACAAGUAAAAGAGAACAGAAGGGUCAGUUAUGCAUCUAAAGAAUACAAACUGGUUAUAAAGGAAAUCACAAAAGAGGAUGUUGGUGAAUACAGAUGUGUUUACAACGGAAUUCAAACAACGUUCACAAUUGUGGGAAAUUUUCCAAAAGAAAAGAAAAAUUCUGCAAAGAUGUCUUUUACAUUAUGUGUUGUAAAACCAGUAAUUCCAGUCAAAUGGAUGAAAGAUUCAGGUAAACUGAAAUCUGGUAAUAGAAUAGAGGUCAUAUCUGACAUGCCAGCACCUCAGCUGAGAAUUAAAAGCUUAACAAAGGAAGAUGAAGGCUCCUACUCAUACUGUUAUGGUGAUGAAAGAACAAGUUGUUACAUUAAAGUGGAAGAGCGUCCGAAAUUUACUAAACAUCUUCAUGAUGUCAAAGCUAAAGAAAAAGAAAUAUUAACCCUAGAUUGCGUGCUUAACAGACCUACAAUUUCUGUAACCUGGUUUAAAGACGAGAAAGAAAUUGAGAAAGGCGAUAGAAUCACCAUUUCAAAUGAAAAUAAGCAACAUAGUCUGAAGAUAAAAGAUAUAAGUAAAGAUGAUGCUGGAGAAUACAAAUGUGAAUGUAAAGAUUACAAGGAUAUCAUCUCAAGUUGUACUGUCAAAGUGGAAGAGCUACCGACGUUUACUGAACGUCUCGGUGAUCUUACUCUGAAGGAAAAAGAUACAUUAACCGUACAUUGCGAGCUUAGCAUGACUAAAAUUCCUGUCAAAUGGUUUAAAGACAACGUAGAAAUUAAGAAUGGUGGUAGAAUAACCAUUUCCAGUCAGAAUAAGCAACAUAGUCUGAAGAUAAAAAAUAUAGGUAAAGGUGAUGCUGGAGAAUACAGAUGUGAUUGUAAAGAUAACAGGGAUAUCAACUCAAGAUGUACUGUCACAGUGGAAGAGCUACCGACGUUUACUGAACGUCUCGGUGAUCUUACUCUGAAGGAAAAAGAUACAUUAACCGUACAUUGCGAGCUUAGCAUGACUAAAAUUCCUGUCAAAUGGUUUAAAGACAACGUAGAAAUUAAGAAUGAUGGUAGAAUCACCAUUUCCAGUCAGAAUAAGCAACAUAGUCUGAAGAUAAAUAAUAUAAGUAAAGGUGAUGCUGGAGAAUACAGAUGUGAAUGUAAUGAUAACAGGGAUAUCAACUCCAGUUGUACUGUCACAGUGGAAGAUACUCCAGCCACAUGGAUGAAGUCACCGGCUUUUGUGAUAGUAUGCAGUGUUGUGCUUAAUAUUUUGAUUACUUACACUGGUAUACUUGGCGGUACCACAAGUGGCAAGCCAUACCAAGUUAAAGAGGUGUAUGAUUUAGUUCAACGACUGGAUGGUAUCAAUAAAGCUGUUGAAACCGUCGAGUGGCAACAGCAAACUGAUAAAACUACAUUUUCAAAGAAGUUGGAAGAGUACAAGGUCACGUUAUCCCAGAAGGAUAACACUGAGUUUAAACGUAUAUCUAAUAGAAUGGAAGAAGUAAGCCGUGAUAUUUCUACAAAAGCUGACGAAAAAGAACUUGAAGAUGCCAGAAGAAAUUUUGAAGAGAAAUUAGAUAAAAUAAAAGAUAAAUUUACGACAAGAGUCGAAGACGUACAAGAGGAAUUAAGUGCUAGAUUGGAAAAAUUAACUGAUUUCACAGAUGAGUUCAACAGGACUUUGUCAGAAUACAAAACGACAUUUGAAAAAUUUGAACAUGGAACAAAUGAUAAAAUUCAAGAGUUAAAUACAUUAUUAACCAAUUUAAGAUUAACUGUUGAGCAUGACUUGAAAUCAAUGCUCACGAAGGUUAAAGACCAAGUAAAGGGAAUUGAAGAAGCCAAACAGAAAGCUGAUGAACUUUUAGGAGGAUUACAAGGUGAUGUAAACAGAAUAAUCCCGAAUACAUUCAACAAAGAGGCUCUCACAAUGGCAUUUAUGGUGUUGAUCAUCUUCGUAUUUAUGCUUGCGUUAUGGAUAUACAAAGUGCAGAAUAGUCUACAUGCCGGUGGUCCUGGAGAACACAGGGAUAUGAAUGCCAAGGAUGUAUUGCAGCGUAUACCACGCCGAGUUCCUCUCAGUAACUCAAUCUGUAUUGUAAGCUUUGAUGAGGCCAGGCAACCCGCACAUGAGGCGCUUGUCAGCUCUGCCUUUCUAACUGUUGGCAACAUCCAGACAAAGUACUUUGUUGUUCGGCGACAUGAACACUUGCUUAACAUGCCAAAAUGCAAGUUCUAUAUUAUGUGUACAGAGUUUUCUGAAAGGCACGUGAUAAUUGAAGAACCAGGACUAGGACUUGGUGACUUGAAGAGAUGUACAUACGAAGCGAUACAGCGAUAUGGAGCUAAAAUGAUAAUAUUGUACACACGUGACCCAGGAUCGAGGAAUCUAGGCGACCAGCUUUACAAUCAUAAGAUCCACUGCGUGUCUGCCCAGCCGGAGCUGUCUGGUCUUCGUGAUCGUGGUCGAUUUUUCAGCACGUAUGACGUGCUUUCGGCAACACAGAAGAAAGCACUAAAUGAUACUGUUGUCAAGUGUCUUCAGUAGAAUAUUGUUUGAAAACCAGUUAAAAACUGCUACUUUGAUGUCAUUUCGCAAUGAUUGCAAGACUUCUUAUUUGAAGUACUUUCUUGGACGGCGAAAAGAUUUGCGAGUGCAAGAUAGCUACAUUAUAUAUGUCAAUGUUGUUGAAUAAAACUGUUCAGUUUAUCAGAAAAUCCUUUAAACAGCAAAGAUACCCGAUUGUGUUAUUUGUGAUAUUGUUGAUUUAUUUAGUACGUGUUAUUAAAAUGUAUGUGUCAAAUAGAAGUUGCAGCCCAAUGUUGCAUUAUAUGACUAAAUUAUAGUAAUGCGUGUGUUUUGACACUAUGUUCUUUGUUUAAAAAGUUUCAAAGGUUUUGAUUACGUAUCACACAUCUAUACAUCAGGUGAUCGAGUAGAAAACUACAUUAAACGCAAGUACUUAGUUACGACCCUUUGGAAGUAUGAAUAUGAAUUAUUCAGCGUAAAGAUAUACAAUAUGUUUUUAUACUUCUACACAUGUUAUAGUUCUACUGUCUAUAAGUUAACAUUGGUAUAUUAAAGUUUCAUCCAUUAUUGUUUGUUUCAAGAGUUGUUUAAAGUGAUACAAGCUCAGUAAAAGUUUUCCGAAAUUUAUAUAGAAACUAUUUUGUUAAAGUUACCUUUGGUGUACACUUACCAUUACCAUUGUUGUUAAUUACACAUAUAUGAAAGAUUAUGUUCUAAGGUUGAUGAUUUAUAUAUUUUAGUUAAUUUAUGUUUGUUCGCGUCAGUUUGAUAAGUGAUUUAAAAUGCUUCUAUCUUGCAGGUUUUAGUUUUGUAUGUUACUUUGAAUAAAUGGACUAGUUUUAUGUGUGAACAUUUCUCAAUGUAGCCUUCCAACAUGCGCUUUGUCUUUUGUUAGGCAUUAUUUUAUAACACCUGCUUAUGAUUAAAUAUGUUAAUUGCA
Messenger RNA from Mercenaria mercenaria, 4000 nucleotides. RefSeq names its product obscurin-like. Bases 157 to 3078 code for a protein of 973 amino acids. Lineage: Eukaryota; Metazoa; Mollusca; Bivalvia; Venerida; Veneridae. The transcript is spliced from 14 exons. The record is from RefSeq and is a predicted model, not a curated record.